Aspergillus neoniger CBS 115656 is the source of this 1425-nucleotide messenger RNA. Its product is annotated as pentachlorophenol 4-monooxygenase. Gene Ontology annotation, molecular function: FAD binding. The record is from RefSeq and is a predicted model, not a curated record. NCBI's taxonomy places the organism in Eukaryota, Fungi, Ascomycota, Eurotiomycetes, Eurotiales, Aspergillaceae. The coding region runs from base 1 to 1425 and encodes 474 amino acids. The transcript is spliced from 8 exons.
AUGACCGAGAUCAGGGAAACAGACGUGUUCAUUAGCGGUGGCGAGCCUACUGGCUUGCUUACUGCGUAUGCACUUGCUAGACAGGGUGUGGACACCUUACUCGUUGAGCAACAUGACAAAGCUGAACAAGCCAUGUAUGGUCGAGCAACAACUCUCCACCCGCACGACCUGAAUCAAAUUGGUUACGUGGCCCGCGAUAGUGUGACUUACAGAGAUGGCAAGCGGGUGACGGCCCGAGGCUGGGAAAUUAUGUACCAGCAUAUGCGUGGCACGUUCCUGGAUUACUGUCUGAAUAUCCGUCAGAAGUACUCGGAGGAGGUGAUACGAGAUGCAUAUGUAUCGCUUGGAGGCGAGCCGUACAUAGGAUGGAGACUAGAUGGCUUCGACGUUAGCUCGGGUAGGAGUUUGACGGUGAGGAGUAAAUUCAUCGUUGGCGCGGAUGGCAGUCACUCGCUUGUGAGACGCCUCGCUGGUAUUUUGUUUGAAGACGAUCACACAAAUUUCAGAUGGGUACGCAUUGAUGGGCGCUUCAAGACUGAUAUGCCUGAUGCUGAUAUUGGCUUCGCUUCCAUCGAAUCCAAAAGCCACGGGAAUGUGCUAUGGGUUCGGCUAGAUCAUGGUGUGAAGCGGAUCGGAUUUGCUAUGACACAGGAAUUGCUUGCUAAUUAUGGGGACAAGCUCACACUUGAGGACGCGAAGGUGGAAGCUGUCAAGUCCAUGGAACCAUUUUCAUUUGAAUUUGAAACCAUUGACUGGUGGACUUUAUAUGGGAUCAAUCAGCGCGUAGCAGAGUGCUUUUAUAACAACGACCGAAAGCUCGGCGGCAUCGUGAAAGGUUGGUAUAGUAUCGAUGUGCUUCGCAGCUAUGAUACAGAGCGACGUGCUGUAGCGCAAUAUUUAAUCAACCUUGACAAGGAUUUCUCGGCUACCAUCUCGGGGACCGUCCCUGACAGGUACAAGCAUCUAUCAUUAAGCUCGAAUGAGCUAUUUUCCAAGGUCUUCGAUGAUACGAUUGAUUUUUGUAUCGGUUUAGGAAUUCACUACGACGAGAGUGUCAUCAACAAGCGUCCCUUGGCGACAGCAAUAUCAGCGGGCUGGAGAGCUCCAGAUGCGUUGAUAUAUGCUCCUGGGUCACGACUACCUAUUCGAUUGCUCCACCUGAUGCCGAACGUUGGUACUUGGUCAAUUCUUCUCCUGGCUGGACACCCCGAGAAGGCUAGACAUAGUCUCUCCCAUGCUGUGGAGACAAGCUCGGCCCAUGCUGCCUAUACGGUGUCUGAUAGCAACGGUGCAGUCGUCAUUGUUCGACCCGAUGGAAUACUAGGGUAUGCAACGCAACUUGACGAGGCGAGCAGCGUUCGAGAAUAUUUUGCUGGCUUCAUUACCACCCACAGAGGAUACAUGGAUAAUAUGCUGAGCUCUUAA